Staurois parvus is the source of this 1512-nucleotide messenger RNA. The record is from the annotation of a GenBank genome assembly. Lineage: Eukaryota; Metazoa; Chordata; Amphibia; Anura; Ranidae.
AUGGAUCGCCAACGGGCUGAGAUGCUGAUAAAGAUUGCCCGAGUGCGCCUCCAGUGUGGGAGGACGGAAGACGCCUUGAAUUACCUUUACCAAGCCCAGAGCCUCUUUCCGACUCGUACGGCGGCCGGGCUCAUACAAGCCAUACGGGGCGGUUGGUUUGAAGCAGAGAGGGCCUUCUAUGAGCCGCCCCACAGCCAUUAUAGCGGCUGCUGGCAAAACGCCAACCAUUACGCCGGUUGUGGCAGUUGCGGUAGGCCUGCAUUCCACCAGCAUGAUGACGAAGAAGAGGAGGAUGAUGAUGACGAGGAAGAAGACGACGACGAUGAUGAGGAGGAAGAAGAGGAAACACAGGAAGAAAAGGUCACCCAAGGGUUUGCUGACACAGACAACUACUACAGCGUGCUUGGAGUUAGAAAAGAUGCCAGCGAGGACGUUCUGCGCAAGGCCUAUCGGAAGUUGGCGUUGCGGUACCACCCUGACAAAAACAGCUCUCCGGGUGCCACAGAGGCCUUCAAGGUUAUUGGGAAAGCAUUCGCCGUUCUCAGUGAUCCAGCUAAAAGGAAAGUUUAUGAUGAGUCACAAAGCCGAACACAAGCUUCCCCAGAAGCAGACAUGUCAACCAAUGACGUCUUUGAUAUGUUCUUCAGGGGUCACUAUUCAGCCCGAGCGGCCUACGGCUUUAAUGGUCAUCCAAGAGAGCAAAGGCGAGCAAGCAGAGAAGAUGAUGGAAGAUGGCAGAGGUGGGCAGCUGGAGAGGAGAGACAGGACAUACCAAGAUGGCAAAGGGAGGAGAUGAGGCAUAACACGGAACAAGAGUGGAGAUGGAGAGAAGAGAUGUAUAACGAAGGGAGAAGACAGUGGCAGUGGGAGAAAGAUCAGAAACAAGAUGGCGGACAACCAAAAUGGCAGAAGGAAGCCAAGCGGGAGCCAGGCAGGCCAAAAACUCAGCAAGAAAGGAGGCAAGAUGCUGGAAGGACCAGCCCAAAGUGGUGGGAAAAGAAAGGUCAAGACAACCGAAAAUCAAGGUGGCGUGAAGAAAUGGAGAAACAAAAUCUCAGACGGCCAAGGAGACCAGAGGAGGAAGAAGAAGGAGGUCGGCCCAAAAAUGCAUACUCUGCUUUUAUCCAGGUCCUCCCAGUGCUUAUUCUUGUGGUGGUCUCUGUGGUGGCUCAGUUGACCGCCACCACACCACCAUACAGUCUCCAUCCUAGACCGUCUUCUGGCUUAACCAUCUCCAGGGAAACCAGCAGCCGCGGAGUCCCAUACUAUGUCGGGCAAAAUUUUCACACACGUUAUCGAGGGCCAGCUCUGGCAGAGCUGGAGAGGGCUGUGGAGAAAGAGUAUGCAGAACAAGUCCAGGCCGGAUGUUGGAGAGAGAAACAACAAAGAUCUGAUCUAGCCAAUCUGGCUCGGCUCUAUAGGGACGAGAGACUAAGAGAAAAAGCCGACACUUUCAAAAUGGAGAACUGUCGCAAGUUGUCAGACCUCAUAGGUAUACGCAGAGGUGGCUAA